UCGCAGCUGAACUCAUCAAGAUGGGCCCAGAAAAGUUGGCCACCUGUCUGCAUCGGCUGAUAGUCAGGAUCUGGGAAAUCGAACAACUACCAGAGGAGUGGAAGGAAGGGGUAGUCUGCCCCAUUCACAAGAAAGGCGACCAUUUGGAAUGUGAGAACUUCAAGGCGAUCACUAUUUUGAAUGCUGCCUACAAAGUGCUAUCCCAGAUCAUCUUCCGUCGUCUGUCACCCAAAACAAAUGAGUUCGUGGGAAGUUAUCAAGCCGGCUUCAUCGACGGCCGAUCGACAACGGACCAGAUCUUUACCGUAUGGCAAAUCCUCCAGAAAUGCCGUGAAUACCAGGUCCCAACGCAUCACCUGUUCAUCGACUUCAAAGCGGCAUACGACAGUAGAGACCGCGCAAAGCUAUGGAGAAUCAUGGACAAGGACGGCUUUUCUGGGAAGUCGACUAGACUGAUUAGAGCAACGAUGGACGGUGUGCAUAACUGCGUAAGGGUUUCGGGUGAACUAUCCAGUUUAUUCGAAUCUCGCCGGCCACUGCGACAAGGUGACGGACUCUCAUGCCUACUCUUCAACAUCGCUCUGAAGGUGUGGUGCGACGAACCCGGCUCAACAGCCGGGGAACGAUUUUCACAAAAUCCAGUCAAUUUGUGUGCUUUGCGGACGACAUGUACAUUAUUGCCAGAACAUUUGGAACAGUGGCAGAGCUGUACACCCGCCUGAAACGCAACGCAGCAAAUGUCGCACCAGUUCGACAUGUGUAAAUGCGUCAAAUACAACAUACAUGCUGGUACUUGUGCUGGUAUACGGAACCGAAAACGUUCGGAUUCGUCUAGAACCUAGACUCUAGGUAGUAAUGUACAAUAGACGGGGACACCUUCGAGGUGGUGGAAGAAAGUGCUCCAGAAGAAUAUGCGAUCAAAAAAGAUUCACCCCCAUAUUGAUGCAUUUGGUACAAUGUACAAAAUGCUAAUAAGACCCGUGGUCCUCUACUGGCACGAGACAUAUCCCAUGCUUGAGGAGGAUCUGCAAGCACUCGGAGUUUUCAAACAAUGCGUUCUAAGAACGAUCUUCUGCGGCGUGUUGCGGAAAAGGACGAUCCACGAGCGAGCGUGCUGCACUUUACGGCGAACCCAGCAUCCAGAAGGUGGCCAAAGCCGGAGAAGGAUACGGUGAGCAGGGCAGGACGCAAGAAUGCCGGACAACAACCCUGCAAAGUUGGGACAAGAAAGCGUUGAGCGCGGAGAGCACGACGGGCGGACCCGAUGGAGCGUACUCUAGUGUGCAUCAGGCGUUAGCGAGUAUGGAGACCGGCUGCCACGAACCGAUCAUUGUGGCGUAUUAUUAUCGAUUAUGUCGUAUCCUAAAUGUGGUGUUCAGCUAAGCCAAGCAAACUCAAAAUUGGAUGAAAGAGGACAUAGAUAUCAACAAAUCACUUUUCCUUGUUUUACGCAAGUGUUUAGGGUCACUUGGCCGAUUCAUCAUAUUGAGGGGUGACACCAGGCUUGAAUAGAUAAUAAGUAAAUAUGUAUUAAUAUGAAUGUUUUCAAGUUAAUGACUAAUUGUUUGGAAUAGGAUUGAAUAGGUCUGGAUUCAAUAUAACUCUACUCGCGACGCGAUAGAGGCAUUAUUAGCUCAAAACCAGAAAUAUCUAUUCUGACGUUGGAUUUCGCAUCCUAUGCACACGCGACAAACGCUGAUGACAACAUUCUCAUUAAUUUAGAAACAAAAAAAAAAGUUGCUAGAACAAGGAUGUACAUCAUGGCAUAUGCGCAUCUGUUGAAUAAAUUAUGCUUAGAUCAUGCAACAAGUUCAAGUUCAUCCAUUCCAGCAUAUUCAUCAAACACUGCUUGGGAAGUUGACACCGAACACGGUUAUGCCAGGGAUAAUUUCCACAUUGAAGCGCUUGAAUAGAGAAUGGCGGAAGGAAAAUUCAAUAUUCGCUUACCGAUACCUCGCCGACCGAAGUCUGACAAUAUUCGAAAGAAUAUUUUGGCUCGGCUUACUAAUUACAACUUGCAUAGUGUGCUGUUUGUCAGUCUAUUGCAUGUAUAUCAAGUGGUGUGAGAAUCCUGUGGUAAUUGCUUAUGCGCCACGACUUCUACCAGUGUCUACAAUUCCUUUUCCGGCGAUUACAAUAUGUCCGUUGAUAAAAUCCCGUGUCGAAGCGUUCAACCUCUCGAAAGUUCACGAUAUUGUGAGCAAGGGUGCACCACUAGAUAACUUCAGAGAAAGACAGUUGAGAGCCCUUGCACACGUGUGUCCUUGCUCCAGUCAUUGGAGGAACUACAGCACCGUGACGGAUGAAUCUAUAGUGAAAACGUUGCAAAACAUGUCACUUCAUUUUGAUGAGACACUAGCGAUGUGCUUCUGGCGCACAAAACCAACACCAUGUCGAAAACUAUUCACGGAAACUCUGGUGGACGACGGCAUAUGCUAUACAUUCAACGAACUUCUUCCGAACGAGACAUACCGAAGGAAUGCAAUUUCUCGUGAUUUUACAAGUUUUGUUACAGCUGCAAGGCCGUCAAGUUGGACAUUGGAAUCGGGAUAUGAUGUGCAUGCUGGGUUGAAAUCUUUUCCACAUCGUGCCUUGGCUCAUGGAUUUUUAUCCGGAUUGGUCGUAAUGCCCAUGGUCAGAAAAGUUGAUCAGGAGUUCUUAUGCAUGGGUCCUUACACCGGAUACAAGUUUGCAGUACAUGCUCCGGGUGAAGUUCCGUUGACUGGGGAUAAGUUCUACCGUCUCAGCACCCUCAAAUCUUUAACGCUAACAGUAACGCCUCGCAUAGCCAAAACUUCCAAGGAACUUAGAUCAGUUGCUCCGACAAGACGCAGAUGCUACUUCAACGAUGAACGUCCCCUACGUUUCUUCAGAACGUACAGCGCAAACAACUGCUUCCUGGAGUGCAUUGCCAACUUCACACUGGCCAAGUGUAACUGUGUGAAGUUCUCCAUGCCCCGGACAGCCGACACCAAAGUUUGCGAUGCUAGUAAAAUCGAAUGUUACUUCAACAUCUAUCAGGACAUGUAUCAACAUAAGAUUUCGAACGCCUUGGCCGGUCGCUUCGAAAACAGAUGCAACUGUUUGCCUCCGUGCAAUUCGCUGGAGUUCGACGUCGAGAUGUCCCAGUUUCCGUUCAACUUUCACCAGAUGGCGACUGCCAUGAGAUUGCCGCAGUACGAUUCUGUUGAUCCGGCGGUGAUGUUCGUUGGACUAAAAAUGCGUCACUAUCUGCCAAUGUGGAGGCGUGAAAUGAUGGGAAUCACCGAUGCGAUCGCGAAGUUUGGCGGGAUUUUCGCUUUACUGAUGGGUGCCAGUAUGCUGACUUUGGCCGAGUUUAUGUAUUACUACUGCGUUCGUCCACUGAGAAGAGAAAAAAUGCGAGGUGGGAGGGUUCGUAAUGAUAGAACAAUGGACGCGUUUCACGCAGAAUAACUGGAAAAAGUUGAAUUUCAAACAUGACCAUUCACGAUUUAGAUUGUUGGUAUUUUUGUGUUUUUGUGAUGGGAAACAAACAAAAUAUUCGUUAAUAAAAUUGUCAUCGAACCUCAAGUGAUUUUUUCAAUCGAAGUCUUUCGGAUGUCUCUGGCAAACAUUGCUGAAUACCCGCCACUGCAGCAUCGGGUCUAUAUAGAGAACAUCAAAUGGGAGAAGAUAUUAAAUGUGAUUUACAAUACGCUGGCAGUUCACACCAGUUACAUCUACAGUACAUUGCUCCUCUACAAACAACUCAUAGAAAACAGAAACUCAACUUCGUAAGAAACAUACUCGCAAUUCACAACUUUUGCUUUAUAGAGUACACCUGGUAUGAUGGUUAAAGUGCAUGCUUUUCACCUCAUGGAUCUGGGUACGAAUUCCACACUCGACAAGCUCUCAAAAUGUUCUUCGUAAGGGAAGUUAGUCCAUGGCUCCCGUGAUUAAGCCCAGGAUAAAAGCUCAAAUAAAAUUAUGGAUUAGAAUUUGUGAACUCAUGAUUUUUUAAUCAUAACAGACAUGAAUUAUUGUCCACUAAAGUUCUCUCGAGCUGGGAAUACUCCAAAGCAGUAAAAUACAGACUAAAAACAGACAUCAUCAAGGCAGAGCUGUCAUCAAGGUUACACCAAGUUACUCACUGAGUAACCAGCUCUUGAGAUAAAUAAAUAAUAAUAAAUCAAAAAUUUCCAUGGUGUUUUGGUUUCUAUUCCGCAGAAUCGUAACGUGUUCUUUGUCUUAGUUGGUUAAAUCGCCGGUCUAGAGAAUACGGAGUCAUGGGUUCGGAUCUCAUCAGAACGCAUUUUUUUUUCACAAUUCAUCACUUAACUUGCCAAAUAAUCAACAUUCUGUGUCUUCAAAUUUUCAAAUUUUUCCUGGUACCUUCAGUGAUUCCUGUUUUUUGAGAGAUUCCUCUAUGGGUUCCUGUAAAAAUUCUCUAAUUAUUAUUAUUAUUGGCUCUUUAUUAUGGGGAUUUUCAGCCCGAGGCUGGUUCAUCCCCGAAAUUCUCAAAUUAACCUUCCAUCCUCUAGAGUUUCUUCUAGAGAAUCCUCCGGAAAUUUAUCCAAGAAGUUCUCUAGAUAAGCUUCCAUGGAUUUCCUCAGAAAUUCCUUCAUAGAUUCUUUCAUAAAUCCGUUCGAGAAUCACCGUAGUUAUCAACCACGGAUACCUUUAGAAAUGCUUUCAUCGAUUCCUCCAGAAUAUCAAAAGUUUAAUAUUCCACCAGAAAUUUCUCCAAGGAUUUCUUUAGGAAAUCUUCCACAGACACCUCCAGACAUUUUUACAAAAUCUUCUUCGGAUAUUUUUCUAGGGAUUCCUUUAGAAAUUUCUCUGUACACUCUUUCAGAAAUCCUUCAUGGCACUCCUCCAUACAUUUGUCUUAGAAUUCUUUUGAGGAGUUUUCAAGGUUUUUUUUCCGAUAUUGAGCUAUGGGUUCCUUCAGAAAUUAGUUCAGGUAUGCGUUCUUAAAAUCUACCAAGGUAUCUUUCAGCGGAAUCUUCAAAAAUUAUUCUGAAAUUCCACCAGGGAUUACUUUGGAAAUUCUUCUGGGGAUUCGUUGAGCGAAUCCUUCGAAAAUUUUACCAUUCUUCACAUUUUCAACAAGAAUUCGUUUAAAAAUUCUUUCAUAGAUGCAUCAGAAAAUCAUCCAGAGAUUUCUGUGGAAAUUCGUACAAGUAUUUCUUUAAGAAAUCCACCAGAAAUUUGUUCAAGAAUUGGUCUAAGAAUUCCAUUGAAAAUUCUCGCAGAAAUGUUUCCAAUAAUUCUCCAGAAAUCUAGAAAGUCCUGGAGGAAUCCAACGAUUCUUGCAUUAUUAAUUUCAGUGGUUCAAGAAAGAAUUCUUCCACAGAUUCGUGCAGGAGUUCAUGCAGAGAUUCCUCCACGUAUUUACCCAGCAAAAACUCCGACAUUCGUUCUCCAACACUCUAAGAAUUUCUCCACGAAUUCUUUAAGGAAUUUAUUUCAAAAACAUUGCAAGGAUUUUUUACAAGAAAUUUCUUUAGGAAUAUCACAAGAUUUGUUUCUAUGGUUCUUUACGGAAGCUUACCUGGACGUUUUUUUUUUCAGGCUUUCCUACAGGAAUUCCUUCAGAAAUUCGUCCAUAGAUAGCAGAUAGUUCCAGAAACACUUCCAGGAAGUUCUCCAAGAAUUUCAUUCAAGAAUUUCUCCAAGAUUUUUCCAAAAAAAUGUCCAACAAACUUUUUUUAUGAAUUUUAUAAAGGCUUUCGUAAGGAGUUUCUCCAAGAUGUUCUUCAUAAGUUUUUCCUGUUACUCGUUCGAGGAUUUCGAGAUUUAUUUAAAAGUAUUUUCUGAGAUUUGUACAGGGAUUCCACUGAAGAUUUAUUUAGAUAUUCCCUCAGGGAUACCUUUAAAAAUCUUUGGAUACUUUUCAGGAAUUUCAGGAAUUUCUUCAUGAGUUUAACAAGAAAUUUCUUCAGCAGUUCUUUCGCGAAGUAUUACCCAAAUUCAUCAAAAAAUUCUUUAAAAACCCAACAGAGAUUCCUUACACAAUUUUUCUAAGGGUUCCUCUAGGAGUUCCUUGAGAAUUUGAUUUUGAGAUUCCUGCAGAAAAUACUACACAGAUUUGUUUUGAAAUUACUCCUGCAGCUACGUCAGAUACAUAUAUAUCCUGGGAUACCUUCAAAUAGUCUUACAGGAAUUGGUCCAGAUAUUCCCAGAAGGAUGUUUUCAGUAGUUUUUGCUGAAAAAAGACAGGAUUGUCUUAAGGAAUCUCUUCUAGAUUCCUAGAAGAAAUUUUGAAGAUACUGGUGGAGUUCUUGACAAAAUGCCUCAAUAAGGAGGGAUUAGUACAUCCCUAAACUAUUACAAGGAGAAGUUUCUGAAGAAAAACUAGCAGAAACAAAAAAAGGAAGAAAUUUAUUAAAGAACCGCUGAUGCAAUUUCUGAAAUACAAUGAUUUCUUGAAGGAAUCUUUGAAUAUCUCCAAGAACUGGAGAAUCCUCUGCAGAUUUUUAUAGGAAAAUGUCUUGAAAAAUGGGACGGAAUAGAAACUAGGAUAAUUUCUACAGAAAUUGCUGGGAGAAUCUCUGCACAAAUUCAGAAGCAUCACCGGAAAAGCUGCCGAGGGAAUCCCUGGAGGUUUCAAUAAGCAAACAUAAGCAAACCUUGGAGGAACUUCCAGAAGAAUUUACAAUCUCUUCUUGAAUACAGAAGAGAUGUUUCUAGAGGAAAAACUUACUAAAUGCCCCAAAGAAUCCCUGAAUAUGUGGAGUAAUACCUGGAGGAGCCUUGGAGAAAUUCCAACAAUAAUUUCUGAAAGGAUUCCAGAAAAUUGUCCUAAUUUCUAAAGUGUAACCCUAGAACAAUUUCCGGAAAAAUCCGGCUUUCCGGAAGGAAAGCCAGAAUCUCUGCGGAAAAAAAUGCUCCUGGAAUUGCAUCUUUUGAAGAAAACUUAAAAGGCUUUCCCAAAGAAAUUCCCAAAAUAAUUUCUUUGCAAGUCAUGAGAAUUCCCAAAGAAAAACUCCUUGAGGAAUUCCUUCAGAAAUGUUGGAAGAAAUACGUGGGGGAAUAUAUGCACAAAAUUCCGUAGCAUUACUUGAUGGAAUUCCCUAAAACUUUCUUGAAGGAAGCCUAGGAGGUAUUCCUGAAGGCAUUUCUGAAAAGAAUAACCGUGGACUUAUUUCAAGAUUAAUCUUCAGAGAAAUUUCUUGAGAAAUUCCUGAAGAAGACCAAACGAAAAUUAUUGGAGGAAUUGCUGGAACAUCCUAUGAAAAAAUCCCUGGAGAAAUUUGCGAAGAAAUUGGCAGGAAUGCAUCUUAAAAAAUACCUGGAUGAAACUUGUUCAAAUCCAUUCUGGGAAAUUCUACAAGUCUUCUUUCUAUAAAAAAAAAACUCGGAAUAAAAUUGAUAAAUCCCGAAAGAACCCAUGAAAUAUUUUCUGGUGGUGUCCCUGCAGAUAAUCUUGGAGAAAAUUCUGAAGACGUGGAAAGGCAUACAUUCUAAUAAAAUUCUCGGAGGAAUUCGUAAUUCUUGUCAAACUCACAAACAAAAUUACUGCAAAAUGUCCCUUUCAUAAUAAUUACAGAAAAAUUAUGUGAAUGAAAAUUAUUCUCUAUGAAGCGCUUUUCGAUUUUAUAUGGAGCAUUUGCAAUUUACAGGGGAAUUAGGAAAUAAGGAAAUUAGGAAAUGAGUAACCAGCUCUGAUUUUACCAUGACAGCACUGCGUCAAAGUGAUAAGCACUGGGCUAUUGCAAAGCAACAUAAAACAGAUUAGAAACCUCUGCCACCGAAUCAAAGAAAGAAUGGAUGGCAUUAUCCCCAUAACUUUCGAUGACAACAGGAGGCGGCAGUCGGUGAGAGCUGAUUACUGAACUGCUGCUACGAUUAGUUCAGCUAUCGCGUGGGAGAUUAAAUUUGAUCUCCAAAACUGGCUGCAAAGCUGCCAUUGUCGAUUCAAGGCACGUACCAAUAUGGCCGUUUCUAAUCGCCUGUAGGUAUAAUUGGCAAGCCAUAGCCAUAGUUCUUUCUCCCCCUUUCGAACGCAACCAAUAAAGUCGCGAAUUUUGAUUAGUUCGGUCGGGUCGGGGCUUAGGUAGUGGUAUGGAUUGAAUUAUUUUUUCCCAAAUUUUUUUUGGCACGCUGGACGUGACUAUAAUUUACUACAAGUUCAUAAUCCGGGAUCGCGCGUGCGAUUUGAGCUCGCGAAUUAAGCAAUCAUCAUUUGUGUUGCAACACGCCGAACGACUCAAUUAGUAGUGGAUACAUUUUUUUUGCGAAUCGAAACUUAAGUGAUUGGAUAUCACUAGAUUGGAUAGGAUUGGAUUAACGCCAGCGGGAUAAUGGUAAUCCGAUCGGCGUCGAACGAGGAUAUUAUCCGAUAUCGUCAAUGGAAAGGAAUUUACGAGCAUGCAAAUGUCAUAAAGAAUAGUAAAAUCUUCGUAAAAUGCGAAUGAUGUUUUUUUGCACUAUCAGGACACAACCCGUGCAACGUUUUACGGAGUUUUUGCAUAUUUUUGCAUUUAUUGACCCAUCUUGUGCAACGAUGCCAUUUCAGCACAAUAUGAUGAUUUUAUGGCAAUAUAAACAAGACUUUUGUUUCACACAGUCGGAGAUAUCUUAUCGUCGAAGAUUCUGUUGAAUGAAAUGGUAGGAAUACUGCAGCAAAGAGUAAGAUGUACUUUUGAAAAACAAAUAACGUAUCACGUUUUUAGUUUUAUUGAAAGCAUUAACUUUUGUUGGCUAAUGAGUUUAUGCACUUCUGCGCGCAGUAACAGAGAGGUGGUAAUUAUAUAGUCGAUAAAGAAGUGAUAGUUGAUCUUGUUUCUCAGACGAAUUAACGGCCGGUUUUUUACGACCAGAACAAUUUCAAGUUUUAUGUAAUUGGUUAUAAAUGUCUACUCUUUCAUAUAUAAGUGACAAUAUUUCAGGGGGAGGGGUGGAUUUGGCGCUAUAGGCAUGCAGAUCAAUUUUUAGAUUUGUAUUGACUGUAUUUGUUGAAAGCCGCUUUACUAACUUAAUAAGGAUGUUCUUAUGGUUUUGUGGUAACGCUUCUAAAAUACUUCAGGAAUCAAACACAACCUGGAACGCCAACCUGCGUCCACUGCUAUCCAAACAUUACUACUUACUUUCUAUCUCGAGCACCCACGGUCGUGCAGAGGGCCAAAUUGAAAGAUCUCCAUCCUGGGCGAUUGUCCGCCAACGCCUUGACCUGUGACCAGGUCAAAUUACUGUCUACUUGCUUUUUUCGUUGUUGUGGCUGCGCCGCCAUGAGCCUCUGGGUUUGCCUCUGCUGCGAAGUCCUGCUGGAUUCCAAUCUAACGCUUGCUUGCAGAUUUCGUUUGCCCCUGCGUAGAAUGUCGCUCCCGAAUUUCGGUCACUAUCGGCUUUGGAUGGCAUCGAUGAUGAAGCUCCACGUUGGAGAUCCAAUUGUGAGGCCACUAUGCACGAAUUAUAUACCGCAGGCAUCUAUUGAUAAAGACCUGCAGCCGUUGAGUGCCCGAGCAGAGGAGAAUAUCAAAAUAAUAACAACUGAAUCACAAAACCUGUUUUUAUAUCUUGGUUUGUUAUUAUUAACUUAUUGAGACAUAACGCUUCCAUAACAGGUUUUGUUGGGCAAUCUUAUUUUGUAAUGAUCCUGCUAUUGGUAUAUUUUUUUAAAUAACAAUUUGAUAAAAUGUUUUGUUGUAGAAUAUGUUCUGUAAUUAUUGUAUUAUUGAGAGUGCACCAUUAUUCGAUCAUCAAUAGCACAACAAUAAAGUUUUGCAAUCACAACUACACCAUGCGAAAUUUACAGCAAAAGAAAUGAAAAAGUUAACAUUUGCUGAUUUCCUUAGAAAAAGCCAUGUUUAGAGUCUAUGAGCCAUAUCUUCGGUGUCUAUGAAUCGGUUAAGCUGAGCUUUUGACACGGAACUAAGAAUUACUUGUAAUUUUUAUUUCUAUUUAGUUCGAUCCAUAUCAGUGGAAAAAUUUAGAAUUUCUGUUGGUUCUUAUUUGGAAAUUUAAAAGUGAACAACCAUGUUCCACCAUAACUCAUAAACAACAUUAAUUUUGAAAUUAUCUCAAGGCCGUUUGGGCCAGGCAGACUGGAAGCGUGCCAUUCUCUUUGAAUGACUGGCCUAUAAGUUAUAGUGGGUUAUGGCCUUUAGUCAUGGCUGUUUAUUACUUUUUAUUUUCAAAAUGGAGCCAACAGAAAUUCAUUUAUUUCCUCUGAAAUGGCUCGAACUUAGGGGUUACAUACCUACCGUGAUUCUGAUAUUAUAACUCAUUUUGCAUCCAUCAUAUCGUUAUCAAUAACUUUUUAAUUCCAAAAUUUGUUAUUGAAACAUUGUAUAAAUUCACUGUUAUUAGGUUGUUAUGAAACUAACAAAAGCUGUUAUUUAACUGGUCUUCCAGGAACAUUUUUUUGUUAUGAUUUUUGUUAUUUUGCCGCUUAUGACAGACAAGUUAAUUACAUGGUAUGUUAUGUUAAUAACAUGAAAAUAACUCUUCGCGUUACUCAGUUAUUUUGCCAAAAUAACACAUUUUAUUAUGCUGUUGGUAUUCCCGUCUGC
Molecule: messenger RNA, 10478 nt
Organism: Aedes albopictus (Asian tiger mosquito)
Lineage: Eukaryota; Metazoa; Arthropoda; Insecta; Diptera; Culicidae
Product: pickpocket protein 28-like
Exons: 6
Coding region: 1801-3435 (544 amino acids)
Biological process (GO): sodium ion transmembrane transport
Cellular component (GO): plasma membrane
Molecular function (GO): ligand-gated sodium channel activity
Source: RefSeq, a predicted model, not a curated record